This is a messenger RNA of Arabis nemorensis, 1623 nucleotides long. The record is from the annotation of a GenBank genome assembly. Lineage: Eukaryota; Viridiplantae; Streptophyta; Magnoliopsida; Brassicales; Brassicaceae.
AUGACCAUGACGAUGAUGAGCCUUACCACGUCAUUACCAUACCAUAUUCAAAUCCUAGUAGUCUUUAUCAUCUCCAUAGCAACAAUCACUUCAUUGGGCCGAAUACUAUCAAGGCCCACCAAAACCAAAGACCGGUCUCGCCAGCUUCCUCCGGGCCCACCAGGAUGGCCCAUCCUCGGCAACUUACCGGAGCUAGCCAUGACUCGUCCAAGAACCAAAUACUUGCACCAAGCCAUGAAAGAGUUAAAGACAGAGAUCGCAUGUUUCAACUUCGCCGGAGUCAACGUGAUCACCAUACACUCCGACGAGAUCGCUAGAGAAGCGUUUAAAGAGCGAGACAUAGAUUUGGCCGACAGGCCUCAUCUUUUCGUCGUGCAGGCCAUCGGAAACAACAAAACAAUGGGUUUCUCUCCCUACAACGAACAGUUCACGAAGAUGAAAAGAGCGAUCACGACGGAACUUAUGUCCACUAAAACGUUGAACAUGUUGGUAGCUUCGAGAACCAUCGAAGCGGACAAUCUCAUUGCUUACGUUCACUCGAUGUAUCAACGGUCCGAGACGGUCGACAUUAGAGAAAUCUCGAGGGUUUAUGGUUACGCAGUGAUCAUGAGGCUGUUGUUUGGUAGGAGAAAUGUCACGGAAGAUAACGUUUUUUCGAACGAUGGAAGGUUAGGGGAAGAGGAAAAGAAGCAUCUCGAGGCGAUUUUCGGAACUUUAAACUGUUUGCCAAAUUUUUCUCCGGGGGAUUACUUGGAAAGAUGGUUUGGAGGUUGGAAUAUUGAAGGUCAAGGCAAGAGGGCGAGGUUGAAUAACAAUAUUGUUCGUAGUUACAACAAUCCAAUAAUUGACGAGAGAGUCGAGUUAUGGAGGAAAAAAGGCGGUAAGGCUGCUUUUGAAGAUUGGAUCGAUAUCUUCAUUACGCUAAAAGAUGAAAACGGAAACUACUUGAUCACGCCAGACGAAAUCAAAGCUCAAUGCGUUGAAUUUUGUAUAGCAGCGAUAGACAAUCCGGCAAAUAACAUGGAGUGGACACUUGCGGAAAUGUUAAAGAACCCGGAGAUACUCACAAAAGCUGUGAAGGAGUUAGACGAAGUGGUCGGAAAAGACAGGCUUGUUCAAGAAUCAGACAUACCAAAUCUAAACUACUUAAAAGCUUGUUGCAGAGAAACAUUUAGGAUUCACCCUAGUGCUCAUUAUAUCCCUACUCAUCUCGCACGUCAAGAUUCCACCCUCGCGGGUUACUUCAUUCCCAAAGGUAGCCACAUUCAUGUAGGCCGUCCUACACUAGGCCGUAACCCUAAGAUAUGGAAAGAUCCAAUGGUAUACAAGCCGGAGCGUCAUCUCGAAGGAGAUGGAAUCUCAAAAGAAGUUUCUCUAGUCGAAUCAGAGUUGCGUUUUGUCUCGUUUGGCACCGGUCGACGUGGCUGCGUCGGUGUUAAAGUCGGGACGAUCAUGAUGGUUAUGUUGUUGGCUAGGUUUCUUCAAGGAUUUAACUGGAAACUCCAUCCUGAUUUUGGACCUUUAAGCCUUGAGGAAGAUGAUGCAUUACUCAUGUCUAAGCCUCUUCUCUUGUCCGUCGAGCCACGUUUGUCACCGAACCUUUAUCCAAAAUUCCAGCCUUAG